AACGGACGAAGCGGGAAUUAAAAUGAAAUGGGUUUCCAUUUUCAAUUUCGCGUGGGUUUCAUUUUUGUGCCUAAACCACUGCCGAGUUUGUUCUUCUCCUUGUCCGUAACACGCCGUCGUGGGACAGUCCACAUCUUUGAGUCACAGUCGUCGUCGUGGGUGAGAGAGCUACUGGGUGGAGUCGUUGUUGCAGGGGAGAGAGCGAUAAGAUCCAGUAUUUGCAUUUGGCUCCCUCUCAGCAUGGGAAACGGGAAAGAACACGCAUCUACAUUAACACCAUGUAACUCAAAUCCCCUAUCCGCGGACAUACCAUCAACCUGUCCAGAAAGCCCAAAUUACAUGCACCCUUACUAUGGAGAAGUGCCUGCGUGGUCACCGGGAUUUAUGCCAAAUGCUGGUUACCCAUUUCCACAUAACACGGAAACUCCAAUUGAAGUGCCAUGUACAUCCUCUGCAGUUGAAGAAAUUAAUGAGCAUAGACCAAAUCCACAAGAAUGGGAUGGAUGGAUCACAACUGCAUGAAUGAUUUUUGUGGCUUGAAUGGGUUUUUGUCUACUUUUAAUGUAUUUUUUAAGACUUUAAUGUAUUUUUUUGGAAUUUAAUGUUAUUUAUGUUGCUUGUAUGUAAUCCAGAGAUUUUUUUAUGGAUUUAAGGAAUUUAUUUGUGGAUUUAAUGGAUUUUUGGUGGAUUUGUGGAUUUAAUGGAUUUUCAUCUGCAAGCUAA
This is a messenger RNA of Carya illinoinensis, 723 nucleotides long. RefSeq lists its product as uncharacterized. The transcript has 3 exons. Lineage: Eukaryota; Viridiplantae; Streptophyta; Magnoliopsida; Fagales; Juglandaceae. The record is from RefSeq and is a predicted model, not a curated record. Bases 28 to 522 code for a protein of 164 amino acids.